CAGAAAACUUCGAUGAAUAAUUUGACAUUACCUGAAUGUAUUUAUAUUUCCACUUAAAUCUAAUUUCUGUUAGGACACAGUACGUAAACAAUUCAACAUUAAAGAAGGGUUAAGGAAGAUUGAUUCGUAAACGAAACCUUAACCAGAUUAAAUUAAAAGGCAUGUGACAAGCAGGUAUAAUUUAUGUUAAUAAAAUGACGGACGAAAAAACACAAACACAAGAAUUUAAAUUAGAUCCAGACUGUGAACUACGAUUCGAAGUUGAAACUAAAAGUGAAAAGGUCACUCUUGAAUUGAAAAGCGGUUUAGCAGAAGUCUUUGGCACAGAAUUAGUAAAAGGAAAGAAAUAUGAGUUUACUGCCGGAGCUAAAGUGGCUGUCUUUACAUGGCAAGGAUGCACUGUUGAAUUAGUUGGCAAAACAGAUGUCAGUUAUGUUGCCAAAGAAACUCCAAUGGGUCUCUAUCUGAACUGCCAUGCUGCAAUGGAAAGGCUCAGAGAGACAGCAGAGAAGGAUGAUACACGGGGACCGAUAACAAUGGUUGUAGGACCGUGUGACGUUGGGAAAUCAACGCUAUGUAGACUUUUGUUAAAUUAUGCAGUCAGAAUGGGCCGCAGGCCAAUCUUUGUAGACCUAGAUGUUGGCCAGGGUCACAUAGCGAUACCUGGUACAGUAGGUGCUCUGCUCGUUGAACGUCCAUCGAACAUAGUCGAAGGUUUCAGUCAGCAAGCACCAUUGGUCUUUCACUUUGGUCAUAAAUCACCGCAGACCAAUGUUGCUCUUUACAAUCUCUUGGUGACACGUUUAGCUGAGGUCUGUUCCGAUAGACUUCAAGCCAAUAAAAAGGCUAGAGUCUCUGGGAUUGUGAUAAACACUUGCGGAUGGGUCAAAGGACAGGGAUACAAAUUAUUGACGCACGCAGCUCAGGCUUUCGAAGUGGAUGCUAUAUUGGUAUUGGACCAAGAAAGACUUUACAAUGAACUUGUUAGAGAUAUGCCAGACUUCGUUAAAGUUGUUUUUCUACCGAAAAGCGGUGGUGUGGUGGAAAGAAGUCAAGCGCAGAGGAUAGAAGCCAGAGACCAAGGUGUCAGGGAAUACUUUUACGGAUCCAGAACUCCACUUUAUCCUCAUAGUUUCGAAGUGAAAUGGAGUGAAGCUAGAUUGUACAAAAUUGGGGCUCCGGUGUUGCCUGCAUCCUGUAUGCCACUGGGAAUGAAGGCAGAGGACAAUUUAACAAAAUUAGUAGCAGUCACAGCUGGGCCCAAUCUACUUCACCAUUUGUUAUCGGUCUCGUUCGCUGAUUCACCCGAAGAUGAUGUGGUGCAAACCAAUGUUGCUGGAUUUGUCUGCGUCACCAAUGUGGACGUGGAAAGGCAAACAUUUACAGUACUAAGUCCUCAGCCAAGACCAUUACCAAAUACAGUUUUAUUACUAUCAGAUAUUCAAUUCAUGGACAGUCAUUGAUUUUUUUUAUACU
This is a messenger RNA of Dufourea novaeangliae, 1476 nucleotides long. RefSeq names its product protein CLP1 homolog (gene cbc). The transcript has 4 exons. Gene Ontology annotation, biological process: tRNA splicing, via endonucleolytic cleavage and ligation. Gene Ontology annotation, molecular function: polynucleotide 5'-hydroxyl-kinase activity. Lineage: Eukaryota; Metazoa; Arthropoda; Insecta; Hymenoptera; Halictidae. Gene Ontology annotation, cellular component: nucleus; mRNA cleavage factor complex. The coding region runs from base 195 to 1463 and encodes 422 amino acids. The record is from RefSeq and is a predicted model, not a curated record.